Molecule: messenger RNA, 3549 nt
Organism: Pseudomyrmex gracilis
Lineage: Eukaryota; Metazoa; Arthropoda; Insecta; Hymenoptera; Formicidae
Biological process (GO): telomere maintenance; DNA repair
Molecular function (GO): DNA helicase activity
Source: RefSeq, a predicted model, not a curated record
AUGAAACGUUUGAUUUAUCAACUUAAGAGUGUUUAUGAAAAACUAGUAAAUCUAGACAGAGCUUUAACUUCUACUGAUUUAGACACAUUGCAAGAAAUUGUUACUUCCGCACAACAAAAAGCAGAUAUAUACAAACAGCAGCAACCUAAUACUGUUUUGAGUGAUGACGAUAUUAUUGAUAGAUAUCAUAAUGCAUUUAAAGCUUUGACGAUACGCCAUAUAGAUAAACCACGAUACGUUUGUGUAUCAUACAACGUGCCUGAAGUAAUAUCGUCUCUUAAUUCAUUUGAAACCAUUCUUAUACAAAGAGCNAAAGCAUUUCAGACUGUUGUUAAAAUGGGAGCUGUUAUGAACAGACAAUUACCACAACGACAAAUGAUACAAAAAGUCAAAGAAUAUUUAGAAGAAAUGUCAAAAAACCUGUUAGAAUCUGACUUGAGUACAAUAUUUUCUACACUAAGAAAUACGGAUCAAUAUUGGAAAAGACCAAGAAGUGAUUUAAAUUGCAUGACGCAACAUUAUGGACCUGCAACGUGGUUUUUAACGUUAAGUCCGAGCGAAUGGUUAUGGGAUGAUUUAGGAGAUUAUAUACGUGAAGUAAAUGGAUGGCAUAAUUCUUCGUUAAGUACUAGCGUACUCGUUGCAAAAGAUCCUGUCUCAACGUCAAGAUUUCUGGACAAUAAAUUUAAAGCAAUGCUUGACUUUAUAUGUUCUAAAGAUCAUCCAAUCGGAGAAGUAACUCAUUAUUUCUGGCGACGAGAAUAUCAAGGUAGAGGUAUACAACAUUUCCACUUAUUAAUUUGGAUUAAAAAUGCACCAAUUAUAGGAGAAUCUUCUACUGAAGAAGUUUCCAACUUUAUUUUACGACAUAUAAGCUGCAAAAUGCCAAAUAAAGAUAUUUCACCGUUAUUAUAUAAACGUGUUAAUACGCAUCAGACGCAUAAACAUAACGAUUAUUGUUUGCGUUCUAAAAAGGUAGGACGUAAACUUGUACGUAUAUGUCGGUUUGGAUUUCCUCGUCCCGUUACUGAAGCAUUGACAAUAAGAGAUGUCGCAAGUUCGAUAGCAGGUAGAAAGCAAUUAAAACAUAGAAGUAGGCUUUACGAUCUUCCUCGUAGACAAAAUGAAAGUGAUAUAAAUGAUUAUAAUCCUGUCCUUCUUACUGCUUGGGAAGGAAACAUGGAUAUACAAUUUAUUGGUGAAAAAUCAACAUUACUUACAUGCAUUACUAAUAGUAAGAAUAACGAAAGCAAAUCACUGGGAAGUUAUCUUUGGAAUAUUGCUUUGCGAUUUACGCACAACAGAGAAUGUGGAGCACUCGAAGCUGCUGAUACAUUAUUAGGUAUUCCUUUAUAUGGAAGUGAUCGAAAUACGACUAUUAGAUGGCUAGAUGUUAAUCAAAUUAGAUUUAGAAAAUUAAAGACUCGCAAAGAGAUUGAAAAUCUUGAUAAAGAAUCUACGGACAUAUUUUGUCCGUCUUUGAUAGAUACUUAUUAUCCAAUAAGACCGAAAGAAUUAGACAAUGUGUCUCUUUAUGAAUUUGCAAAGUGGUAUGACAUUACUAAAAUUAAACCGAAAAAUAAGUAUAUCAUAUAUUAUAAAAUAGGUAAGGGUAUGUAUCUUAAACGGCGAAAACGUGAAUAUCUUAUUAAUCAUUAUAAAUACGAUGUGAAUACACAACCAGAAAAUUAUUUCUUUGCAUUAUUACUCAUGUUUAAACCAUGGCGAAAAUUGGAAGAUCUUAGAAACGGAUGUGAUAAUUAUACAGAAUCAUUUCACAAAUUAAAAUUACAUCUUGUAGAAGCAUUACAAUAUCAUGAAAAGAUAGAGGAAUUGCAAAAAGCAUUUGAAACGGCAAAACAAUUGGUUCAAGAAUACCUAGACAACGAAUUAAACAACAAACAAAAUACAUCGCAAGAUGAUCCAGAAAAUCCAAUAGGUAUUCAAAAUAUAGAAGCUGGUGAAGCAAUGCAAGAUUUUAAAGAUCUUGGAGAGAAAAUAGAAAAAAAUGUCGAUGUAUGUGAUAUGAUAGCAAAAUUNAAUCUAGAUCAAAAACGUGUGUUUGACAAAGUUGUUACAACUGUAACAUCGGAUAAAUCACCAUUACGAUUAUANGUUAGCGGAGAAGGUGAUACUGCUAUAGCAGCUCCUACUGGUAUUGCAGCGUUUAAUAUAGACGGUUUGACAGUUCAUAGAUUACUUCAAUUGCCUGUUGAACACGGCUUUAUUCCUAAAUAUAAACAAUUAUCUGAUCAUGUAUUAAAAGUUUUACGAGCAGAACUCAAAGAUGUUAUUCUCAUUAUAAUUGAUGAAGUGUCAAUGAUAUCUAAUUUGACUUUAAUGUACUACAUACAUUUUCGAUUAUGUCAAAUAUUCGACACCCUUGAUACUGAUGAUGGUUGGUUCGGUGGAAAACACAUUCUUCUAUUUGGAGAUUUGCUUCAAUUACCUCCAGUAAACGAUGAUCCUGUUUUUGUGAGCUUAACAAAGGAAAAAAUUGAUAAAUAUCUCGGUUCGUUGGAGGCUCCUAACUUAUGGACUACAUUGUUUGACUACGAUGAAUUAACAAUCAAUAUGCGGCAGCAAGGAGAUGAUUCUUAUCGUGAGAUACUAUCAAGAAUUCGUAUUGGAUUAGUGACUCAGUCUGUGCCGACAGAUACCGUAUGUUUACUGCCUACUUGUCACAUGUGUGACGUUCUUAAUGCGGCGAUGCUAAAUCGAAUUACUUCUGAAGAAAUAGUAUUAAUUGCAGAAGAUAAGAUAAAUUGUAGUCGCUUUGUAGAAAAGAAAGUUGCAAAAAUAUUGUCAAAUCAUGAAGAUGAUAAUUCAAGAACAGCCGGACUUUCGAAAAAAAUUAUUAUUAAAAUUGGAGCAAAAGUUAUGAUACGACGUAACAUUGAUGCUAGCAAAGGCCUUGUAAACGGUACAAUAGGUAAAGUAAUUUCUGUUGUUAAAGAUAUAUCAAAUAACAAUAUAGAAAAAAUAAAUCUUCUUUUGCCGUCAGGUGAAGAAGUUUUAAUUGAGAGAGUAAGUGUAAAAUUUCCUGUCAUGGAAAGAACAUAUGUCAUUAGAAAACAAUUUCCAUUGUGUCUGAGUUAUGGAAUCACUAUCCACAAAAGCCAAGGAUUGAGUUUGCAAAACGCUAUUAUGGAUGUAGGUAAUUCUGUAUUCAGUUGUGGUCAAAUUUAUGUUGCAUUGUCUCGUGUAACGUCUUUAGAAGGAUUGUAUUUAAUUAAUUAUGAUCCUUCAUCUGUAAAAGCUAGUGAAGAAGCAAUUAUUGAAUACAACAGGUUAAAACAAAUACAUAAACCAGAAACAGCAGCAAUAAUUUCUGUUUCAAAACAAAAAAUUCGUAAGGUAAAGGAUAAUAAUCUAUGGACUUCAUCAAAAGUAAUUGCUUCUGUACAAGAACCACAAGAACCACAUCAUUAUAAUGUUCAUAAAAGUACUGGUUGGAUUAUUCGUGGUUUCGAAAACGUAGAUAAAGUUUCAUCGUACGCAAAUUCAAUACUGCAAUGUCUUUUGCACUUAAAAUACGACAAUAUCUAG